Molecule: messenger RNA, 1950 nt
Organism: Rotaria sordida
Lineage: Eukaryota; Metazoa; Rotifera; Eurotatoria; Philodinida; Philodinidae
Source: the annotation of a GenBank genome assembly
AUGGAUAUAUGUACAUGUUUAGAAGAUUUAUCAAAUGAAAUUUUCUUUGAAAUAUUUGAUUAUUUACAUGCACUUGAUAUAUUUACUGCUUUUGCUUCAUUAAAUAAACGAAUUCAAUCUAUUCUACAAUCAAUUCGACUUCAUGUCAAUAUCUUAAAUAGUCAUUAUGAUCGAGAAAUUAAUUUUCUUUCUUCUCUUCUUACUUUUCAUGCUCAUCAAGUCAUAUCAUUAAAAUGUUAUGAUACAAUUCGUGAUCAUUCAUCUAUUAUUAGUUUACUAUUUAAUCGACAUCAUUUUAUUAAUCUUCAAUCAUGUAUAUUUAUAUUGGAUAAUUCAUCAACUGAACUUGAAAAUGUUAUUAAACAAGUUGAAAGUUUGAAUAGACUUGUUGCAUUUUUUAUUAUACAACCACAUGAUAAAAAAAUUAAUGAGAAAGAUAAAUGUGAUAUAACUCGAACUAUAUUGAUGAACAAAUCAUCUUCUCUUCGUUCAAUUAAGCUUCAUUAUGAUUAUGAUUACUUGGACAUAUCAACUUAUACUUCAAAUGCUUCAAAUACUAAAUCACUUGAAUUGUUAAUAUCUGGCUCAUCGAAUAAAGUAUCAAUUUAUUCAAUUUUGCCAAUUCUUCGUGUUUGUCAUAGAAUACGAUAUCUACAUGCCAUAAUAAAACAUGAAAUUCUAUCUGAAAAUAAUUAUUUAAAUUUUUCAAUUCCAGAAGCAUUUAUUAAUGAAAAUGAUCUUCCUAUAUCACCACAAUUGACAUGCUUCGAUUUAUCAAUUUUUGGUCAAUCUUACAUUGAUUCAAUCGCUUAUAUCUUACGUUCUAUGCCAAAUCUUGUUCAUUUUAAGUUUCUUCAUGAAGCAGGAAAAAUAAGGAGCCUAUCUGCUGAACAUUUUCUCAAUGGUUAUAAAUGGCAACAUAUGUUUGAAAUGCAUGUUCCAUUUUUAUCUAAAUUUGAUUUUCAUAUAUCAAUUGUGAGAUAUUAUCCAAAAUUAAAUUUAGACCGGGUCGUAAAUUCAUUUGAAUAUUUUGUUAAAAAAUAUCCCGAAUGGCAAAUGAUUAUUGAUCGAUGGCUACUUGAUGAGAGAAAUCUAUUCGAGAUUGCUAUAUUACGCACAUUUGCUUAUCACAAAUACGAAAGAAAUCUACAAAUAAACAUUCCAAUUAUUUAUUAUGGAUCAUUUGAUACACGAUCAACAAAAGCAACAACAAAUGAUCAUUAUCUUUAUUAUUCGGACAUAAAAGAUUUAAAAUUAAAAAUGAUGAAUAUAGAACCAAUAAUUACUUCUUUUCCUUUAUUUCAACAUAUAAAUUCUCUCGUCAUCGCUUUGCCAAAAAUGUUUCCACGAUUAUCAAACAAUGGAUUGAAUAUUGUGAACUAUGUUCAAUCAAUUGACAAUGGUCGUUCGCAGGAACGUGUUACUUAUCUUUCACGUUUUGUUCAUUUAGCCAAUGUAAAUGAAAUUAACUUUCAAUCAGAUGGGGAUAUAUCUAGAUGGAAAGAUAUUCAAUUUAUUCUACAAGCAUGUUCAAAUGUGAUUAAUCUUAAAAUUAAUCCUUCACAUUUGGUUUUACCAGAAUUCAUCGACAGUCCAUCUCUUCUUUCAAUUUUCAAACAAAUUAAAAUACUCAAAUCAAUAACAGAAAAUCAUUAUGUUCCUUCAAGUUUUUCAUUAAAACUUGUUGAACGUUUUCCAUCACUUACUGAUAUUGAACUUAAAGUAUUUUCAUUCGAUGAUUGUAUAUCUGCUAUUGAUAUAUUACUUACUCAUCUAAAAAAUUUGUCUUAUCUUAAAAUUUAUUAUAUUCAAGUUUCAUCACUCGAUCAUCCUUUUUCACGUAAUUAUAUUAUUGAAAAACGUCGUCAAGCAUUUCGUUUUAAUAUUAUCGAUGAACAUAAAGUUACAGUUAGCAAGAAUACAAAAUCUGUAGAAAUUGGAUUAUCAUAA